Molecule: messenger RNA, 4981 nt
Organism: Mustela lutreola (European mink)
Lineage: Eukaryota; Metazoa; Chordata; Mammalia; Carnivora; Mustelidae
Gene: UBE3A
Product: ubiquitin protein ligase E3A
Exons: 13
Coding region: 300-2930 (876 amino acids)
Biological process (GO): protein polyubiquitination; ubiquitin-dependent protein catabolic process
Molecular function (GO): ubiquitin protein ligase activity
Source: RefSeq, a predicted model, not a curated record
CGCAUGAGCCCCGGCGGUGGAGGCAGCGAAAGGGAACGAGGCGGUGGCGGGCGGAGGCGGCGAGCGAGGGCGACCGCGACCAGUGAGGCAGCCGCUGCUGCGAGGGCCGCAGCCCAGGCGCGGGGGCGACAACAGGUUAAAAAUCUGUAAGAACCUGAUAUUAGAAUUCACCAGCUCUUCAGAAGUUUGGCGAAAUAUGAGUUAUUAAACCUACGCUCAGAUCAAGUUAGCAGCUAGACUGGUGUGACAACCUGUUUUUAAUCAGUGACUCAAAGCUGUGAUCACCCUGAUGUCACCGAAUGGCCACAGCUUGUAAAAGAUCACCAGGAGAACCUCAGUCUGACGACAUCGAAGCUAGCCGAAUGAAGCGAGCAGCUGCAAAGCAUCUAAUAGAACGCUACUACCACCAGUUAACUGAGGGCUGUGGAAAUGAGGCCUGCACGAAUGAGUUUUGUGCUUCCUGUCCAACUUUUCUUCGUAUGGAUAACAAUGCAGCAGCUAUUAAAGCCCUCGAGCUUUAUAAGAUUAAUGCAAAACUCUGUGAUCCUCAUCCCUCCAAGAAAGGAGCCAGCUCAGCUUACCUUGAAAACUCGAAAGGUGCCCCUAACAAUUCCUGCUCUGACAUAAAAAUGAACAAGAAGGAAGGACAAGGAGCAAGAGAUGAUUUUAGAGAUGUGACUUACCUAACAGAAGAGACGAUAUAUGAAAUUCUUGAAUUAUGUAGAGAGAGAGAGGAUUAUUCCCCUUUAAUCCGUGUUAUUGGAAGAGUUUUUUCUAGUGCUGAGGCAUUGGUACAGAGCUUUCGGAAAGUCAAACAACACACCAAGGAAGAACUGAAAUCUCUUCAAGGAAAGGAUGAAGACAAGGAUGAAGAUGAAAAGGAAAAAGCUGCAUGUUCUGCUGCUGCUAUGGAAGAAGAUUCAGAAGCAUCUUCUUCAAGGAUAACUGAUAGUUCACAAGGCGAUAACAACUUACAAAAAUUAGGCCCUGAUGAUGUGUCUGUGGAUAUUGAGGCCAUUAGAAGGGUCUACACCAGAUUACUCUCUAAUGAAAAAAUAGAAACUGCUUUUCUCAAUGCACUUGUAUAUUUGUCACCUAAUGUGGAAUGUGACUUGACGUAUCACAAUGUAUACUCUCGAGAUCCUAAUUAUCUGAAUUUAUUCAUUAUUGUAAUGGAGAAUAGAAAUCUCCACAGUCCUGAAUAUCUGGAAAUGGCUUUGCCUUUAUUUUGCAAAGCAAUGAGUAAGCUACCCCUCGCAGCCCAAGGAAAAUUGGUUAGACUGUGGUCUAAAUACAGUGCAGACCAGAUUCGUAGAAUGAUGGAAACAUUUCAGCAACUUAUUACUUACAAAGUCAUAAGCAAUGAAUUUAACAGUCGAAAUCUAGUGAAUGAUGAUGAUGCUAUUGUUGCUGCUUCAAAGUGCUUGAAAAUGGUUUACUAUGCAAAUGUAGUGGGUGGGGAAGUGGACACAAAUCAUAAUGAAGAAGAUGAUGAAGAGCCCAUCCCUGAGUCCAGUGAAUUGACACUUCAGGAGCUUUUGGGAGAGGAAAGAAGAAACAAGAAAGGUCCUCGAGUGGACCCCCUGGAAACUGAACUUGGUGUUAAAACUCUGGAUUGUCGAAAACCACUUAUCCCUUUUGAAGAGUUUAUUAAUGAACCACUGAAUGAUGUUCUAGAAAUGGAUAAAGAUUAUACUUUUUUCAAAGUAGAAACAGAGAACAAAUUCUCUUUCAUGACAUGUCCCUUUAUAUUGAAUGCUGUCACAAAGAAUUUGGGAUUAUAUUAUGACAAUAGAAUUCGCAUGUACAGUGAACGAAGAAUCACUGUUCUCUACAGCUUAGUUCAAGGACAGCAGUUGAAUCCGUAUUUGAGACUCAAAGUCAGACGUGACCAUAUCAUAGAUGAUGCACUUGUCCGGCUAGAGAUGAUCGCUAUGGAAAAUCCUGCAGACUUGAAGAAACAGUUGUAUGUGGAAUUUGAAGGAGAACAAGGAGUUGAUGAGGGAGGUGUUUCCAAAGAAUUUUUUCAGCUGGUUGUGGAGGAAAUCUUCAAUCCAGAUAUUGGUAUGUUCACAUAUGAUGAAUCUACAAAAUUAUUUUGGUUUAAUCCAUCCUCUUUUGAAACUGAGGGUCAGUUCACUCUGAUUGGCAUAGUGCUGGGUCUGGCUAUUUACAAUAACUGUAUACUGGAUGUACAUUUUCCCAUGGUUGUCUACAGGAAGCUAAUGGGGAAAAAAGGAACUUUUCGUGACCUAGGAGAUUCUCACCCUGUCCUAUAUCAGAGUUUAAAAGAUUUAUUGGAAUAUGAAGGAAAUGUGGAAGAUGACAUGAUGAUCACUUUCCAGAUAUCUCAGACAGACCUCUUUGGUAAUCCCAUGAUGUAUGAUCUAAAGGAAAAUGGUGAUAAAAUUCCAAUUACGAAUGAAAACAGGAAGGAAUUUGUCAAUCUCUAUUCUGACUACAUUCUCAAUAAAUCAGUAGAAAAACAAUUCAAAGCCUUUCGGAGAGGUUUUCAUAUGGUGACCAAUGAGUCUCCCUUAAAGUAUUUAUUCAGACCAGAGGAAAUUGAAUUGCUUAUAUGUGGAAGCCGGAAUCUAGAUUUCCAAGCACUAGAAGAAACUACGGAAUAUGACGGUGGCUAUACUAGGGACUCUGUUCUGAUUAGGGAGUUCUGGGAAAUCGUUCAUUCAUUUACAGAUGAGCAGAAAAGACUUUUCUUGCAGUUUACAACAGGUACAGACCGAGCACCUGUGGGUGGACUAGGAAAAUUAAAGAUGAUUAUAGCCAAAAAUGGCCCAGACACAGAAAGGUUACCUACAUCUCAUACUUGCUUUAAUGUCCUUUUACUGCCGGAAUAUUCAAGCAAAGAAAAACUUAAAGAAAGAUUGCUGAAGGCCAUCACUUACGCCAAAGGAUUUGGCAUGCUGUAAAAAAAAAAAAAAAAAAGAAGAAGAAGAAGAAGAAUGGAAAAAAAGAAAAAGAAAAAUUUUAAAUUUUAAUAAUUAUAACAAGAGGGAUGAAUUUGGUGGUGAUAAUGUCCCAGUACAAAAAGGCUGUAAGAUAGUGAACCACAGUAGUCACCUUAUGUCUGUGCCUCCCUUCUUUAUUGGGGAUAUGUGGGCUGGAACAGCAGAUUUCAGCUACUUAUAUGAACAAAUCCUUUAUUAUUAGUAUUAUUUCAUUUUAUUUUAUUUUAUUUUUUUUUUUGCGUGAAAGUGUUACUUAUUCUUUCACUUGUAUGUACAGAGAGGUUUUUCUGAAUAUUUAUUUUAAGGGUUAAAUCACUUUUGCUUGUGUUUAUUACUGCUUGAGGUUGAGCCUUUUUGAGUAUUUAAAAAAUAUAUACCAACAAAACUACUCUCCCAAGGAAUAUAUUGCCACCAUUUGUAGACUGUGUAACCUUCAACUAUGUGCUAUUUUCGUCCCUGUAUCUAACUCAAAUCAGGAACUGUGUUUUUUUUUUUUUCUUUUUUUAAACAAUUUGCUUUGAAACUUGAAGUUUUGAAAACAGUGUGAUGCAAUUGCUGCUGUUCUAGUCCCCAAAGAGUUUUCUGUGCAAAAUCUUGAAAUCAAUAAAGAUGGAAGGGAGAACUUGGAAUGUUUUAACUGCAGCCCUCAGAACUUUACUUUAGUAACAGCACAACAAAUUAAAAACAACUCAUGCCACAGUAUGUCGUCUUCAUGUGUCUUGCAAUGAACUGUUUCAGUAGCCAAUCCUCUUUCUUAGUAUAUGAAAGGACAGGGAUUAUCUUGUUGUUGUUGUUGUUGUUGUUGUUGUUGUUAUUGUUGUUAUUGUUGUUGUUUUAAGUUUACUGGGGAAAAGUGCAUUUGGCCAAAAGAAAUGGUAGUCAAGCCUGUUGCAAGAAAGCUAGGAAGUUUGUUGUUUAUUAUAAACGCAAAGCAUGUGAAAGUGCACUUAAAUUUUUUAUUAAUUACUUAUUACCUGCAUUUUAAAUAGACAAUCCAAAGUCUUCCCUUCAUGUUGCCAUCAUCUUGUCUACAGCCAUUUUAUCAAGGCACAUGAUCAGUGUUGCAACAUAAUAGAAAGGAUGGCUAUUGUGCCUUGUUUCACUUAAUCAUACGUUAAGCAGACCUGGAAUGAAUGGAACUAUUACUCUUAAGUCCUAUUUACAUUGUAUAUCCCCAAAGAUUAAGUUAUACUUCAGAAAGUAAGUGUUAAAUAUUACUUCCAUGUGGAAAAGUACAAAUAGGUUUAAAUUACUGGACGUACAGAAGUAAGUAGUUUCCCCUUUCUAGUCUUCUGUGUCUGUGAUGUUAAUUUCUUUUAUUACAAUAUAAAUAAAAGGAUUAUGUAUUUUUAACUAAGAGAUAUGGAUAUAUCCUUUUACUACAAGCUAUAUACAGCUAAUGUGCUGAGCUUGUUCUUUGAUGAUUGUUUUAACAGACAGAUUAGAUCAACCUGAUUUGUUUGAAAUUGGCAGGAAAAAUACAGCUUUUCAAAUCACGGGAGGGGAGAAAGGAUAUCUUUCAGGAUUAUUUUAAUUAUUUUAGUAAUUGAGACAGAUCUGUUGUGUACCGUAAUGCUAAAUAAAACAGUGACAUUUUUCAUCAUAAUUUAGAGGAAAACGAAAACAGUGCUUUCAUCUUGUGAUAAGGUAACAUUUUUUGUUGUUGUUUUCUGGGCCAGCCUUUAGAACUGUUAAGGUAUGUACACUACCUUGAUGCAAGGGACUCUCAUGAUACUAUAGUCAUCUUAAAGAGCGUCUCAUCCAUGUGCUUGUGUAUAAUGAAAGAAGGAGAGAAAUCAAAUACUCUGGGGGCAUUUUAUAUAAUAAAUUCGUGAAGAAAUGUGUGUUCUUCAGUUCUCAAGUUCUAUUAUCACAGUAUUGAAGUUCUAUAAUUGUAUUAACCUUUCUGUAUGAAGUUUGUGAAUGGUAAUUGAGUAUAGGUUAUCAGAUAUAGAAUUCACAUCAAAUAGACUUUUAACAAACAGUUCAAAAUAAACCUACCCUUGAAAAUA